UGUACUUCCUGCUUGUGAAAGAUUCACUUAAUAUGAAAACACACGGAAGUUUUGUAUUAAAUCCAGUUAAAGUCAGUGCAAAUAAGAUCUGGACAAUGGAAUUUGUGAAUUUUGUAUUAUUUUCGACUAUCCUUAUAAGUUUUGGAUUGUGUGUAACAUGUAAAGCCAAUACCUGCCAGAAUACAACAACUUUAGAGUGCCCGAAGAUAGAGCGAGAACAAAGGCAAAUGAUGAAGGACAUUCCAGCCACAUGUUAUAAAUCAACAAAAACGUGCUGGUUUUUGAACUUUUUGGGAAUAAAUUGCAAAUAUAAGCAAAGAUCUUAUGGAUGUUCGAAGAAAGUUUCUUAUUUUGAAACAAUCACAGUAACGAUGCGUGGCUGCUGUCCCGGAUACUAUCAAGAGUCUGCAGAUUGCUGCGUUCAAGAACAAUGUAAGCGUGGGUAUUGGGGACAAAACUGUACAAAUAAUUGUUCCUGUGAAGAGGUCGGGUACGAAAGAUGCGACAUAAAUGGGACAUGUCUGUGUAAAGCCGGAUGGAUUGGAUCAAGAUGUUCUACAGAAUGUGUGUCUGGUACGUAUGGAAUGGACUGUCAAUGGAAUUGUUCUUGUGACAAUGGCGCCGCCUGUAAUCACGUGACCGGGGAAUGUAACUGUACGUCUGUUGUAGGCUGGACGGGAGAGAGAUGUGAAGUAGAGUGCCCACGAGGAUCUUUUGGCAAUAACUGCAGUGGUGUAUGUAACUGUGAAUAUGAAAAUCAGGAGUGUAGCAAGACAACAGGAGAAUGCAGAUGUCCUCCCGGAAAAUCAGGAAGGGAUUGUAGCCUCAAUUGCAGCACGGAAUCGUUUACCUUUGGGACAAAUUGUUCAGAAUCAUGUCGAUGUAUUCAACAGAAUUCUGUAACCUGUAACCCAGUCACUGGUAGUUGUAAUUGUAAACCAGGGUGGACGGGAGACCAGUGUGAAAAAAGGUGUCAUACUUCUAAGUAUGGUGAAGGAUGCUUGAAAAAUUGCAAGUGCAGUGACACGGAAAUCUGCGAUUCGGUGAAUGGAACCUGUCUACUUGCAGAUAUUUGCUUUGCUGAUUAUACAAGCAAUUGCAUCCCACUUAAAAAUGUAAGCUGCUCUCAAUUAAAAGAAGACUGCAGCAAGCUAACCGUCAAUUACAGCAGUAACACUUUAAUAAAGACUCUCUCAGAUAUUUGCUGCACGAAAAAAAGGUUCCAGACCCUUUGCAUUUCAACAGGCAAAUGCAAAUGUCUCAGGGGCUACUCAGGAAACAGCUGUCAAGAAAUUUUGUCAAUGGACACAAAACAGGUAGCUGACCGACUUAAGUCUGGAGUAUCAUCAUCAGUGGUUGUCACAGUUACUGUUAUCUCGGUUCUGGUAUUAACAGCUGUAGUCGUGAUUGCUGUGUUAUGGCGUAGGAAAGGCGGCAUCAAUACAAAAAAGAAAGACAACAAGAGUGCCCACAAUCAAGUUUAUGGAAAACCUGUAUUGGACAAUGUCACAGGCCAAGGGUCAGAUCAAAGACCACAAGAGGAAAGCCAGUUAGAAAUGAAUAUUCUAAAUCAAGACGAUGUCAACAAUUACGGAUACGACGUUUCUGCGAGGGAUUCCAGAAAUAAGGAAAACGAAAUCUAUUCUAAAAAUCUUGGAGAUAUGUAUGAUCAUCUAGAGAGAAAUAGUUCCAAUGGCCCAAACAACAUAGACGAAACAUAUUCGCACGCCCAACAAAAUAGUUCCAAUGGCCCAAACAACAUAGACGAAACAUAUUCUCACGCCCAACAAAAUAGUUCCAAUGACCCAAACAACAUAGACGAAACAUAUUCUCACGCCCAACAAAAUAGUUCCAACGGCGCAAACAGCAGAGACAAGACAUAUUCUCAUGCUAUGCCGGCGCUUGUAGACGAUAACGAAUAUGAUACAGCCGGAGUACAUCAUGUACCUUCAGAUUGUGUUUAUGAUCAUACUAACAAUCAAGAUCAAAUAUACAGCAACCAGAUAACAGAGAACAAGAGCUGAAGAUAGAUAUAAUUAUGUUAAAAUAAAUGGACAUUCCCAUUGAAAUAUUUUUUUUUGAUUUUGGAACUAUUUAAUAGAAGGAAGCUUUGAAAUAAAUAUUUAUUUGAACAAACAACUAAUGGUUCACUACUGAACUUGAAUCUUUGACUUAGGUUCAUCACCUCAUUUGAAUUUAUACCUAUUAAAAUGAGGAAAAAAAGAAAUGAUAUUGUACAAGGUUUACAGAUUUGCCUUUUUCUGAGUAAACAUUCGUUAAAUCCA
Messenger RNA from Saccostrea cuccullata (small rock oyster), 2285 nucleotides. Its product is annotated as protein draper-like. NCBI's taxonomy places the organism in Eukaryota, Metazoa, Mollusca, Bivalvia, Ostreida, Ostreidae. The record is from RefSeq and is a predicted model, not a curated record. Gene Ontology annotation, biological process: cell communication. Gene Ontology annotation, molecular function: scavenger receptor activity. Bases 33 to 2024 code for a protein of 663 amino acids. The transcript has 14 exons. Gene Ontology annotation, cellular component: membrane.